AUGGAUCCUCAUUCUGAGCUUCGUGGGGCUGUGGCUCUGAUGUGCAUUACCUGCUCACAGGCAUGUGAGAGAAAGAAUGGUCGUUGGGUAUGCGUCAACUGUAACCUUGCCUACAAGUAUGACGAAGGAGAUUUCGAAAUAGUGUCCCAGGACAGUCCCACUACCUAUGGUAAUGGGGUAGUCUUCCGGCCUCUUUCAGGAGCACAAGUGCAAGGCCAUCAAUCUCCCUCUCCAUGUUUCCCAAAGACGGCAGACAAACAUGAGAACCACAAAGACUGGACUUUCCCAGAUGUAGUCGAACAGGACAGCCCGUCGAGUCAUGACCAGACCAGGGAUGGCUCUGUGCCUACACUCUCUCAAGUGUAUGCCUUCCAGGGAAGCUGUGACAGCGUUGACCACGGAUGGCGGGUUGUCGAUAAUGGCCCAGGCCAGGAGAGCGGUGGUCCAAACGAGUCCUAUGAGCCGAUGGACCUCGACACCGAUGAUGAGGAACCUAAUGACGAAGCGUUUCGCUCUUGGAUCGAUAAAACAACUGGACCGGGACUGAGCGGGAGACAAAGAGACAUUAACCACGUCUUGGAUCGAGUCGCCUCUCUUGGUCUGGACCUCGACACUUCUUCGAUCGCACUCCAAGACGACAUGAUGCUCGAAAUUUCCGAUGACACAGAUAUGGAGGAGUGA
Messenger RNA from Fusarium fujikuroi IMI 58289, 681 nucleotides. RefSeq lists its product as uncharacterized. The coding region runs from base 1 to 681 and encodes 226 amino acids. The transcript is spliced from 3 exons. Lineage: Eukaryota; Fungi; Ascomycota; Sordariomycetes; Hypocreales; Nectriaceae. The record is from RefSeq and is a predicted model, not a curated record.